AUGUUGACGCGCAGGUCUCCCGUCAAAGGUUCUCGUUUUCGGACACCCGCAAUGGCCCUCUCUGCUGCUGACCUGCAACGCAGACAUCAACUCGAGGGCGCUCCGGACCCCUUCCCCACUCUCACAGAAGCCCCCCAGUCCAAACCCAAGCCAGCCAACAAUGCUCAGCCGGACACGACCUCAGAAAUCGCUUUUCCUUCUCUCGCCUCGGCUGCACCCCCAGUUGCUUCAGCUCCCAGAGCCGCCGCUUGGGCUGCCUCGAGGCCCAAGGCAGUUGUGAAGCAGACGCCUGUGUUUGGCGACUCGUUCACUGUUGGUCGUAUGGAUCUCUCCAACACAGGCAAAGACGGUAAACCAGGCACUCUGGGAGACGUGAUGAGGCAGGUCAUGGCAAAGUACAAGGUCAAGAUUGAGGCUUCCGCCAACCAGAAGACUCGCCAGACCACUUUCCACCUCAAGGCUGAUACUGAGAAGGAGCUCGACAAGGCUAAGCGAAGCCUUCUCGCCCUUCUCAGCCCGACGGUUACCCUUACCAUAAACGCCCCGGUGUCCACCAUUGCGACCAUCAUUGGUCCCAAGGGUGCUACCCUCAAGCAGAUUCGUGACCAAACUAGCGUUCGAGUCGAUAUUCCUCCCAGAGCGACUGUCGUCCCCAAUGGUAACGGUCACGUUAACGGCAAUGCAGAUGAAGACGAGGAAGAGGCCACCGUGCCAGUCACUCUUACCGGCCCGGAACCUCUGGCCCUCGAGGCUCAAGCUCUUCUCAGUCAAAUCAUCUCCUCGAAAACGGCCAAAAGUACCCAGCGUGUCCGCGACAUCCCACCCCAUAUCCUUCCUUAUGUUAUUUCCCGUAAGGCUGUCUUCCAGGCCGCUGCCGCACCGGAAGAGGUGGCUCUCGCACUGAACUCUGUUGAGCGCGAGGUCACAGUCACUGGCGAACGCGAGGCUGUUGGACGUGUCGUGGAAUCCAUCAAAGGCACUAUCGAACACUACGCCAGCAAUUUAACUUCGCUCAAGAUGACGCUUCCCAAACGCCAGCACCGCUUGCUUGUUGGCAAGACCAACGACGAACUCGUCGCCAAGACCCGUUGCGUCGUCCUUAUUGCCAAGGCCGAUGAAUCCAGUGAUGAAGUUGUCGUUUGGGGCCAGAGUGCUGAUCUUCCUGGUGGUCUCGCAGCUGUGAUGGAACGGGCUAACUCCAAGUACAUUCACGAGUUCCCGCUUCCCGGCCCGAUUACAUGGUCGAAGCACCUUCUUACCUACAUCACGCGCAUCCAGUAUCCCAAAACUCUCAGCACUGCCCACCCUGGCGUCUCCAUUUUCACCCCUGAGCCCAGCGUUGUCGAGAAGGCUUCUAUCCUCAACAUUGAUAUCGUGGGCAACAAGCCUGAUGUUGACGCCGUUGUGCGCAAAGUAUCGGAACUAAUUGGCAAACUUAUUGGAGCUUUCAAAGAACUCUCGGUCGACUGGCUCGUUCAUCGCUUUAUUACAGGCAAAUAUGCUAAAAAAUUGAAGCAGUUCCACGACAGCCAUAACGUACAGGCUUUCUUCCCUCCCGAGUCGGCGGAACAAUCAACUAUUCUUUUGGUCUACGAUCCAUUGACUGCUAGAGCUUCUCCCUCUCCAGACGACAAGACACGGAACCUGGAAGAGGUGGCAAAGGAAAUCCUCAAGUUCGCCAAGGACGCUGCUGACGUCAAGAGCCAAACGAUCUCCGUUGAGAAGCGCUGGCAUGAUGCUAUCAUUGGAAAGAAUCGCACGACCUUGAACGCUAUCAUUGGAGAAGACACAACACUCUCGAUCAAGUUUGGCGCAGAAACUGGUGAUUCGGCUGGCGAGGAUGUGAUUGCGGUCCGAGGAGCAAGUGGCGAUGUCGACCGGGCUGUCAAAGAAAUUCUCAAGAUCGUUGAAAAUGCGAAGAACGAUGAGAUUGACAACAGCCAUUCCAUUGAAUUCGACGUCGAUCGCGAAUAUGUCGGCCGCAUUGUCGGUGCUCAAGGCGCUGGGGUCAACAAGCUUCGGGACCAGCUCGGCGUCAGAGUUGAUGUCUUGGACGAGGUCGACGACAAGGACACCGGAAAGAAAAAGAAAGGGCUUCACCAGAAGUCCAAGGUCAAAAUUACGGGCAGGAAGGAAAAUGUCGAAGAGGCUAAAAAACGAAUCUUGGCUCAGAUCGAGAGACUUGCGGACGAAACCUCUGAAGUCCUCAAGAUUCCUGCUCAGUACCAUUCCUCGUUGAUCGGACAGAACGGCAAAUACGCUAUCCGUCUUGAGGAGAAGUACUCGGUUAAAAUCACUUUCCCUCGUCAAUCAGCAGAGAAUGGCGAGGGCAAAACACGGGAAGCCCUCAAAUCGGACGAAGUUCUUGUCAAGGGCGGCAAGAAAGGCGUCGCAGGUGCUAAGUCGGAGUUGUUAGAAGCCGUCGAAUUUGAGAAGGAAUCUAACAACACCCUCAAGUUCACGGUUCCCAACCGUGCGGUGGCUCGCAUUCUCGGCAAAGGCGGUGCCUCAAUAAACGAAAUCAAGGACUCGACUGACGCACAGAUUGAUGUCGAUAAAUCCUCUGAGGACUCAGCAACGACCAACAUCACCGUUCGAGGCACCAAGAAGGCGAUCGCUGCUGCGAAAGCGGCCAUCCUUGCUAUUUCUGACGCAGUCACUGAGGAAACUACGGUCACGGUUUCUGUCGAGAGCAAAUUCCACCGCACUUUAAUUGGUGCUGGUGGACAAGGGCUUAAAGACAUUGUUACUCGUUGCGGCGGACCUUCGGAUCCCAAGUUACAAGCAGGUUUAAUCAGAUUCCCCCGUCCUGGUGAUGCUGCUAUCGACGAAGUCCGCCUUCGUGGUGAGCCUAAACUAGUUGCCAAGCUGAAGGAAGAGCUCGAGAAGGAAGUUACGCGUCUGCGUGACCGCGUUGUCCUUGCGGUCGAAAUUCCUGCAGCGCAACAUCGGGCACUUAUCGGACGAGGUGGUCAGCAUCUUAAUGAGUUGCAAGAGCGUACUGGUGUUCAAGUCCAAUUCCCGGGAUCCCGUUCUUACCACCAAGUUGGCGAGCCUCAGAAUGCGGAUGACUUUAAGGAUGUCGAUCCGGCCAACAUUGUCAAGGUAUCAGGACCGAGUGCAGGAUGCGACAAGGCUAUCGAACACCUCAAGAGCCAGAUCAAGGCUGCGGUUGUAGAUGGCCCUUCGACCACCAUUUCUGUUCCGCUCAAGUAUCACCAUGUCAUUUCGCAACAAGGCAGUUUCUUCCGCGGCCUUCGUUCGUACGGGGUUCAGGUCGACCAGUCAGCACAACCCACCAAGUCAGCGGUUCCUCCCCAGCCGCCAGCGAAUGGUACUGCUCGUAUCGACGAAGAUGAUGGAGAGGAGGGUGGUAUCAAAUGGGAGAUCACGGCUAACUACCAGGACGCCGAAGAGGGAGACUCGGUGUGGACUUUGAAAGCCAAGGACCAAGCCGGCCUUGAGCGUGCUGAAAAGCAAAUCAAGGACGCUAUUGAGCACGCAGAGCGCAUGUCACACGUUGGCUUCCUCACUCUUCCAGACCGCUCCCUGUUCCCUCGGAUUGUCGGUUCCAAAGGCUCUAACGUCGCCCGCCUUCGCAACGAAACUGGGGCAGACAUCACGGUCAGCCGCGAAAACAGCACUAUCGUGAUUAUCGGAACUGAGAAGGACAUUUUGGCUGCCAAAGAGGCAAUUACCCGCAUGACCUCUGCGGGUGGACGUCGCAACGGCCGGGACUGA
Messenger RNA from Mycena indigotica, 3741 nucleotides. RefSeq lists its product as uncharacterized. The coding region runs from base 1 to 3741 and encodes 1246 amino acids. Gene Ontology annotation, cellular component: nucleus; cytoplasm. Gene Ontology annotation, molecular function: mRNA binding. The transcript is spliced from 12 exons. Lineage: Eukaryota; Fungi; Basidiomycota; Agaricomycetes; Agaricales; Mycenaceae. The record is from RefSeq and is a predicted model, not a curated record. Gene Ontology annotation, biological process: regulation of gene expression.